AUGACUACCUCUUCCUCAACCGGUAUCAUCGGUACUUCAGCGAUUUUCACAGUAUUUUUUUGGGACAAAUGUGGGUUUGGUUUUGGGAUUUGUAUUAAUUGUGUUUUUCCUCAGAAACUUACACUCCUGCACUUCAUGACCUGUUUUCUUAUAGUGGGAGCAAAAUACAAGCAUGUUCUGAUACUCAAUGUUAGAGAAAAACGCAAAUCCUUCACGUUCAACAAGCACGUUGUAGUUGAUAGGUUGAGUCAGAUCCAUUUCAAUAAGGACACGGACAAAAUGGCCAAAAGUUCUAUCUACUCGAGAUUUAUAAGAGCAACAACAAUGCAUAUAGGGGUUCUUACAUAA
This is a messenger RNA of Vicia faba (fava bean), 348 nucleotides long. The record is from the annotation of a GenBank genome assembly. Lineage: Eukaryota; Viridiplantae; Streptophyta; Magnoliopsida; Fabales; Fabaceae.